Boeremia exigua is the source of this 1047-nucleotide messenger RNA. RefSeq lists its product as uncharacterized. Bases 1 to 1047 code for a protein of 348 amino acids. The record is from RefSeq and is a predicted model, not a curated record. Lineage: Eukaryota; Fungi; Ascomycota; Dothideomycetes; Pleosporales; Didymellaceae. The transcript is spliced from 3 exons.
AUGAAGUUCACUCUCCUACUGGGCGUGGUCUUCCUAUUCAGCUUUGUUGUUGCACUUACGGUACCUCAGUCGGCCUCUUCAAUCGGCGGCAAAGACGAUCACUCGUUCAACUUUACCACUCUGGUCGAUGUCGGUGCUGAUUGGACAGACGAUGUAACAACUACUGCCAACGAUGAGCAAAAGUGGGCGUCCAACGUCGCGAGGGGCAGGAAGCUACUUGCAGCCAUGAAGGGCACUGAUGCCGAAGCUGCCGCUAUCUGGAAGAUGGAGGGCACCGCGAAGAGUAGCUUUGAUGGCGACCUCAAGACCGAGAUGAAGCAGUGGGGCUGGAACGAUAACCCAGACAAACAGAAGAAAGCGCUCGAUCCUCAGUGCGACGUUGCUGUCUACCAUAAGAUCGGACGCGCCUUCGAGGAGCUGGGUUUAGGAACGAAGUCCAAGAACGCCGGCGGACCGAAUGAGUGCUUCAUAGCCGAGCACUGGAGCGGUCCUACAAUCAAGAAGAACCUUCUUGGUAAACUGCCUAAGCCGGAGGACCAAAAGUACAAAGCCUGCGACGGAAACAAGUACAGAGUGACCCUCGACCGCAAAUCGCCCGCUCACGGCGCCGCACAGCUCUGGGGCCGCACGCCCGAGGAUCGCGAACUACCUCACAUCCGCUCUUCCUCAGACGUGACGUGGGCAUUCUGGAACCGCGCGACCGCCGGCGGCGACAUCACGAACAUCAAGUACUUCUUCAACUGCCUGAUCGUGAACCCAGAGACACAGGACUUGAUCCGGCAGGCGCACGAGAAGAUGACGCCGCCGAGGAGUGCGCCGGGGAUGUGGCCUGGUACGGAGUUUAGCAUGGAUAGUGAGCAGGGGCUUGCGCUGCUUGGCUCUCCUUUGGGUCGAUCUCAUGGCUUCUUCCUUAUUCAGCACAAGGAGAAGCUCGGUAGGUCGAAGUUCAUAUCCAAGGCUCGUGUGUUCAAGAGUGACGCGAUGAGCAUGCCGUACAUAGUAUUCUACGUGCAGAGUGCUGUUGCGGGCGCAAGGAACACCUCUUGA